Molecule: messenger RNA, 1560 nt
Organism: Pichia kudriavzevii
Lineage: Eukaryota; Fungi; Ascomycota; Pichiomycetes; Pichiales; Pichiaceae
Exons: 1
Coding region: 1-1560 (519 amino acids)
Biological process (GO): transmembrane transport
Cellular component (GO): membrane
Molecular function (GO): transmembrane transporter activity
Source: RefSeq, a predicted model, not a curated record
AUGACUAUUGUGAGCGACUUUGAAGGUGCAUAUGUCGGACAUUCACUCCAACUGCAUGAACCGCUUAAUGACCUGCGGAGAACAAGUAGUGCUUCUGCCAGUGUCAAACCAAGCUUCACUUCCGAAAGACCAAAACUAGAAGAAUUUGUUAUUGAAGAAUAUGAAGCAAACAACUCUCUCUUGGAUUCAGAACUACCCACGCAAAUUCAGUUUGAAAAUUGCACUGUUCUCUUAGAAAACAAAAAUAUAUUUGUUAAUAAUAAGUUGAAAUUACAAAUGUUGACAGCAAUGCUUUCUUUACUAUUGCAUGGUUUAACAGACCAAAUCUUGGGCUCUUUAGUGGAAUAUUUUUUAUCAUACUACAAAAUAGAUCGUUUCCAGGUAUCGAUUUUGUUCAUUGCUCAAUUUUGUGGAUAUGUUCCAUCAAGCUUACUAAACAACUACCUCAUGAGUAAACUUGGUUUGCAUUUUCUAUAUUCAACAGCAUGUAUUUUUUCAUUGUUUUCAUGUGCUUUGUACCUCUUCAAGGCGCCAUAUUUUAUUCUUCCAUUUGCUGCAGCGGUAUUAGGAUGGGUAAACGGUGUUUUCGAUUGCUGCUUGAAUUAUUUUGUUGGAAAUUUAGAAUACUCAAAUCAACUAUUAGGAUUGAUGCAUUCGAUGUAUGGUACAGGUUGCCUUAUUACACCUGUUUUAUCUAUUUAUUUGAUUAAAAGAGGAAUGGAUUGGAGCCACUAUUAUUUAAUUGCAGUGGUUCUUUCCUUUGUUAACUUUUUGAUGGUGUAUUUUCUCUUCAAAGAUGAAACUAGUCAUAAAUACAACUACACAGCAUACGAGACCAGGAAUCAAUCCCAAAUGGAAUCACCAAUAGAUGAAGUUGAUGGCUUCAAAUUGGAAAACUCAAAUGAACCCACGAUUAUAGAAACUUUGACCAACAAAUACGUGAUGUUUUAUUGUUUGGUUUUAUUUAUUUAUGUUGGUGCAGAAUUAAGUGUUGGUAUUUGGUUGAAUAAUUACCUUUUCCGGAUCAAGCACUUGACAGAAGAAUUUUCAUCCCAAAUGGUAUCUUUAUUUUGGCUAUUCAUGACCUUGGGGAGAGGGGUUAUGGGAUUUUACACGGGAAGAUACCAUGAAAAUAAAGAAAUCAAAGCUGUUGUUGUUUACUGUUUCCUAGUGGCACUUGGGUGUUUCUUUUUUUGGGUUUUUCAAUCUUCAGUUUUGAUCCAAGGCUUUUCUAUAUGCUUUGCAGCCUGGUUUGUUGGUCCUUUAUUUGGAACAACCAUAAUAAUUUCACUGAAAACAUUACCAAAAAAGUACUCUCUCCACGGUAUUUCGUUGAUUGCUGGUUUGGGUGGUGCUGGCGCAGCAAUUAUUCCAGGGAUCAUGGGUUGGAUUUCAGAACAUUUAGGGUCGUCAAAAGAUCAGAACGGCCAUAGCGAUGGGGCAGGGUUAUAUUUUUUUCCAGAGCUGGUGUUCUUCACCUUUUCUUUGGCUGCCUCGCUGUGGUUUGGAUUCUACAUAUAUAACAAAGAAACUUUUGACAAAAACGUUAGACUAAAAUGA